Molecule: messenger RNA, 636 nt
Organism: Mycotypha africana
Lineage: Eukaryota; Fungi; Mucoromycota; Mucoromycetes; Mucorales; Mycotyphaceae
Exons: 5
Coding region: 1-636 (211 amino acids)
Source: RefSeq, a predicted model, not a curated record
AUGUCAAGUUUAAAUCGCGGGUACUACUUCAAUCCGAUAUUCUUUUCACCAAUAACUGUCAAUCAUAAAAAUGAACAAACAAUAACAUUAACGAUGUCGAAAAGCAGAAAGCUUACGAUAGGACAAAAGGACAUGAACGUUUUGUUUAUCACAAGCUUCGGUGUAAUAGGAAUAAGAAUAAACCUCGAGCUUGACGAUGAAAAUCAAAUCUCCAAACAGCUGAUUGCAGAAAUUGGCCUCGAUAGGUCUAAUAUUAUAACCACGAAGGGUGUUGAGCAGCUAGUAUACUCUGCGAUGAGUGCCCGCCCGAAUGUUGAUUGCACACUUGUAGAAACGAUGGUGAAAUGGAUAAUGAAGAACUCCACAGACAACUACGAAACCCGCAAUUUUAUAUCAUCGUCAGUUGCACGAUCAAGUAUCAUUCGGACUCAACUGUUUGCUAAAAUGUUGUUCUAUAAUCUGUCUGCGAAGCUUGUGCACUCACAGAUACGAUACUGCGUUCAAAAGUACCGUUUCAAACUCUUGGAAAUGUGGAUACAACAAAUAGAUCAUGAGACCGUAUUUCUUGGAAUCAUCUUUGGAAAUGUGAGUUAUACUGUUCAACAGUACAGAAGCGAAGUUGAAUUAUUACUUUAG